AGUUUCUUUUAUGAACUGAAAAGUAUACUAAAGGGAAGCUCCAAGUAUGCAAAUGUCUUGGUUUUACUGUUCCCGCUCUUCAAAUGGCCAGUCUUUCCUCCGCUCUCACCCCAAUCCCCCACUUCCUCCCAAAGUCUGCUUCCCCACCUCAUUUGUAAACAGAAGGUGAAUGUUUAGGCUGACAGAAUCAUCGGCUUGUGACCAGGUUCCGAUAACUCCUGGAGUAGGAGCAGCAACAGCAACCGCCCCGGGCUUGGCACUGUACCCCAGGCAGCUGGAAACUAACGUGUCAAAAUGACCGAGCGUUUUGAUUGCCAUCACUGCAGUGAAUCCCUGUUUGGAAGGAAAUACAUCCUGAGAGAAGAGGAUCCCUACUGUGUGAAGUGCUUUGAGAGCCUGUACUCUAACACAUGCGAGGAGUGCAAGAAACCUAUUGGCUGUGACUGCAAGGAUCUGUCCUAUAAGGAUCGGCACUGGCAUGAGAAUUGCUUUCACUGCUUCCAAUGCAAGAACUCUCUAGUGGACAAGCCUUUCGCUGCCAAAGAUGAGCAUCUCCUUUGUACUGAAUGCUAUUCCAAUGAAUACUCUUCCAAAUGUUCAGAGUGCAAGAAGACAAUCAUGCCAGGUACUCGCAAGAUGGAAUACAGGGGUAAUAGCUGGCAUGAGACCUGCUUCAUUUGCCAUCGCUGCCAGCAGCCAAUUGGAACUAAGAGCUUCAUUCCUAAGGAUGAUCAAAACUUCUGCGUGCCAUGCUAUGAGAAGCAAUUUGCGAUGCAGUGUGUUCAAUGCAAGAAGGCUAUUACUACCGGGGGAGUCACUUAUAGAGAACAGCCUUGGCAUAAAGAAUGCUUUGUUUGCACUGAAUGCAAGAAGCAGCUGUCUGGACAACGUUUCACUUCCCGGGAUGAGGAUGCCUACUGCCUCAACUGCUUCUGUAAUUUAUAUGCCAAGAAGUGUGCUGGAUGCACCAACCCCAUCAGUGGACUUGGAGGAACAAAGUAUAUCUCUUUUGAAGAACGCCAGUGGCAUAAUGACUGCUUCAACUGCAAGAAGUGUUCUCUGUCCUUAGUUGGACGUGGUUUCCUCACUGAGAGGGAUGAUAUCCUCUGUCCAGAAUGUGGAAAAGAUAUUUGAAGCUCAAAGCAAGGGGAAAACUAUGCUUGCCAAAUACAUGCAUACAUACAUAUAUAUUUUUUUCUGAAAUAUGCCUAUGUUGUGUACUAGCUUUAAUCAUCCACAUGCAGACUUUGAGGUUUUGCAGUGGGUUUCAUAUCAAUAAAACUUCCCCCACCCCCACCCCGGAUUGGACAAAUUCAGAGGAAACAGCAAAUACUUUUUCUUCAAGUUAUAGCAGGGGGAAUGGUUCUGAAUUUCUCUAACUGAGGCAGGUCCAAGAGUUGAUAGCUAAUUGAUCAAUAUGAGCUAAUUUUCUUACUUUGAUUGAAUGAUGCAAACAGAUAGUAUGAUCUGUGCAGGAUUUGAAAAUCUUUCUAAAAUACACGGCGAAUGUUCUGGUAAGGAUGCUGUGCAUGGACUGUGUAACCACAUGCAAUACAAGGUGUAGAGCAAAUUCUUGUGGCUUAGAAUGUGUUAUAUGUCAGAACAAAACUUUGUGCCACACACAGUGUGAAAUUAUGAUUAAUCACUGAAGGCAGAAGUGUUAUGACACCUCCUGUGUUGCAUAACUAGGUGAUUGAUUGUAUCAGUGUUAACUGAAGUUGCAUCAUGUCUUAUCUUUUUCAAAAUAAUAAAAACUAUGUCAUCCAACAA
Antechinus flavipes (yellow-footed antechinus) is the source of this 1770-nucleotide messenger RNA. It is a transcript of the gene FHL2, whose product is annotated as four and a half LIM domains 2. Bases 295 to 1134 code for a protein of 279 amino acids. Gene Ontology annotation, cellular component: nucleus; Z disc. Lineage: Eukaryota; Metazoa; Chordata; Mammalia; Dasyuromorphia; Dasyuridae. Gene Ontology annotation, molecular function: transcription factor binding; transcription coregulator activity. The transcript has 6 exons. The record is from RefSeq and is a predicted model, not a curated record. Gene Ontology annotation, biological process: negative regulation of calcineurin-NFAT signaling cascade; negative regulation of transcription by RNA polymerase II.